Messenger RNA from Heteronotia binoei (common prickly gecko), 5026 nucleotides. RefSeq names its product astacin like metalloendopeptidase (gene ASTL). Lineage: Eukaryota; Metazoa; Chordata; Lepidosauria; Squamata; Gekkonidae. The coding region runs from base 87 to 4802 and encodes 1571 amino acids. The record is from RefSeq and is a predicted model, not a curated record. Gene Ontology annotation, biological process: proteolysis. The transcript has 9 exons. Gene Ontology annotation, molecular function: zinc ion binding; metalloendopeptidase activity.
UGUAAUUUUUGCUUCCAUUCGUAGCCAGGAGAAGAACGGUUUUGUUUCUUUUGGGUAGUAGCCUCUUGGGAGCUGUUGUGUUAGCCAUGGGUGUGCCCUUUGACUCUUGGCCUGCGUCUUGUGUUUUCUUCUGGCUUUGGCUAGCCUUGCUUCUGAAUAGCCAUGAAGCUGUGUUCCAAAAGGAGGACAACCAGGAAAACAAUUUGCCAGAGGCCAGUGGUUCCCAAGAUGACAUUCUUGACAUUAACCAAGCAUUGAUCCCUCUGGAGGCUCCAGAAAGCAGCUUCCUGCUUGAAGGGGACAUUAUCAAGGCACGUCCAUUCCGGCUCUUCUCCUCUGCCAACCCAAGAUGGCCAAAGAAGGGGGGGAUUGUCCAGAUUCCUUAUGUUAUCUCUCACAAAUAUGAUAAACCCAGUGUAAGGAUAAUCCAGGAAGCUUUUGAAGACUUUGCCAAGUUCACCUGCAUCAAGUUCAUCCCGUAUUCCUACCAGAGGGACUUCGUCUCUAUUGUUCCUCUCUCUGGCUGCUUCUCCAGUGUUGGCCGCAUUGGUGGGAUGCAGGUGGUGUCCUUGGCUCCUGCUUGCCUCAGGAGGGGGAAGGGAGUGGCUCUGCAUGAGUUCAUGCACAUCUUGGGCUUCUGGCAUGAGCACUCUAGAGCAGACAGAGAUAAAUAUAUCACCAUCUCCUGGAAUGAAAUUCUGACAGGCUUUGAAAUAAACUUCAUGAAGUCUUGGAAUACCAACAUGCUAGUUGACUAUGACUACUCAUCCGUCAUGCAUUAUGGCAGGAAUGCCUUCAGCAGAAUUGGCCUGCCUACCAUUACACCACUCUCCAGUUCUCAUGCCUUCCUCGGUCAGCGGUGGAACUUAAGCAGUUCAGAUAUUGCCAGAGUCAACAAGCUCUACAAGUGUUCUCAGGUGGCCCUGCAGCCAGAAACUUCAACGGAGAAAAUUCUGCAGGAGAAGAUAAAGGACUUCAUUCCACAUGAACCAGAACCCUGUUCAACUGUGAGCCAAAUCAAACUCUCCAGUGCUCAGAGUCUUGGAUCAAUCACUGAGGCCACAGAAAUGGCCCAUCCUGCUAGAGAGACUCUUCAGAAGCCAGAAGACCAAACUAAAGUGGACAUUGACCUGAUGUUGAAUAAGCCUACUGGGAAAGGCUCUGAUGCUACAGGAACCCCAACAACAAAAAUUCCAUUGGCAGCUAUAUUGACCCAAGAGAGGCAUGGCCAAACUCAAGAGGCUGCCAGCAAACUGGAGUACCUAACUGUGGCUCAGGAAGUGCCACCUGAAACCCAGCCCACAGAAACAGAACUUCAGGUAGAUCAAAAGAGCACCCUGUGGCAAGCUCUGGAGAAACCAACCAGUAGUGCAAAGGAGCUAAAAACCAAGGCUUCAGACUUUGAAGGGGCCUACUCAGCAAGUCAGCAAAAGACCACUGAAGCCAUGUCACGAACUGCUCCUCAAGUGAAACAUUCCACUUCCUUUGGGAUCAGAAGUCCACCUUCACUUCUAAAUGAAAUUGUCCAGAUAAUGGCUACAAGGCCUAGUGAGAAAGCUCUGUACUGGCCCCUUCCUAGCAAAAGAGCCACACAUGCUGAAUAUGCAACAGAAACUUCUACUAUAGAGACAAGAGGUCUUCCGAUAAUGCAGAGCAGUGAGUCUGAAGAUAUAAAUGGCCCUCUGCACUCAACUGAGGGAUACCCAUUUACUAUGAUGGAGAAUCAAUCAGAGGAGUCAGCCCAGCAAUCAGUCAGCAGCUCUGAAAAUGAACUUGGCAAUUUCACAGAUGUGCCCCUGAUGGAGGGUGUUCAGGCUAAAGCAACAAUCUCUGUGCAUGCAACAACAUCUCCAAGAGCUGAGAACUCAGCUGCUGCUUCACAUGCUGCUAGAGUGGAAGCAACCAUAAGCAGUGAUGCAAGGAGCCAAGCAUCUUUUACCACUGGCAUCCUCAGUGGAACAGCAGAGGAGGAAGUUGGAAGCUCCUACAGAACGAAGGAGAGGAGACCGGUAUACAUCCAGCACUCCAGCACCAGAAGAAGUUCUCUAACAAGUGAUUUUGAACAAAUGCCUUAUACUGAGGAAACGCUAGCCCUUGGAAGUCCUGAAGUUCAAGACAAUCACCUUGGUCAAAUUGGUGCUACUGCUACAGCCACCUCCUCUUGGGCCCCAAUCACAAGCCAUUUUGCUGCUUCAAGAAGGAAGGAGGUAAGUCUGUCUCCAAGUGGUCCUACGGUGCCUUCUGAGGAAAUGGGGUGGUCUUCUCUGCCACCUGGUAGUCUGACAAGAGAGGGUGGAAGGGAAGAGAAUGUCACGCCUUCAGGCUUUCUCUUUGAGACUGAAUGGAUACAAGCUACUGAAAUGCCAAUGAAAUCUGGCCAAGCUCCAACCAAAAUCAAUUCAUAUUCCUUUACAGAACCAACUUCACUAGCAAUGGAAACCAACCAGGUCAUACUUCCCACAGAGAGAACCGCUCUACUAAGGUCUUCUUGGUCUCAAGAUCCUGGACUACCUGAACCGAGAGAAAGUUUAAUAUUGCAGCCAAGGAGCACUGCAAAAUAUAGCCUUAGAGCUCUUGUUGGAAGUCUGGCUACACCUACAGGCAUACAAGCUGAAGAAGCACAAGCAAAGCAAACCAUAGAAACAGUGUUUGCUACAGCCAUGCAGAGCAUGUCUGUAGAACCAAAGGUUACUGUGAGCCAGAGGGAAGAAACUGAAAGCAAAAUCCCAGCUGGAACUGAAGAAACUGAAGCCCAUGGAAAGGAAUCUAUGCAGGGAGCAUUGACCAGUGAGUCAGUGCAGAGCCAAAUGCCAUCCAACACUCAGGCUGGUUGGGCAGAGACCCCACAGUCACAUACUGACUUCUCGCUAGUAACUGGCAUUACUGGAGCACAGAAUGGGGAUACACAAGCCAGACUAAAGAGAGCAACGUCUCCAAAACAAGAAAUGAUGGUUUCUUCAUCUGGAGCAAAAUUUUCUGGCAUGGAACUUAAAACUAAGGGAUUGUCAUUCCUAGACAGACAGUUCAAACUGGGGUCUACUAGCCAGCCAAGUCCAGGAACAGAAAUCAAAGAACCUAGCUCCAUCUUGGAAGGGAUAUUUCUGCCUGUGCAUGAAACCAGAACUGAUCUCAGUGGGUCCAAAAACCCGACCAAGAGUACUGGAUUUGGUAAUUCUGUGGAAGACCUUAAAGAAACAACUUCAUCUGCAAUGAGUAAGCAGGAGUAUACAGUGCCGUAUAAGAGGAAGAUUUCAGAGAUCACAAUAACGAAUGAAGAAACUUCUGGAGUUUCUGCUAUUGGUUCUUCCAGUUUUUCUACCACUUUGGCUCUUGGUAACCAAACUUUGAAGUACACAGAAGAACAAACAAAGCCCCCUCCACUGUGGAAUAUGCAAUCUACAGGGAGUCCUGAGAGCUUAUCUCCACAAUUCCUGAGUAAAUUCUCUUCUAAGCCUAGAGAAAUGAGCCCCUUUGCAGAAGAGGAACCUAUUAAUUUAGUAAAUGCCACUGAAGAGAUGCUUUUGGGGGUGAAAUGGGCCACAGCUGAUGCUGAGAAAGACUUAGUCCAAAGGACCACUGUCCCUCCAUUAGAUAAGCAGUCAACAGCAAUGACUCAAGCUACCAUUAAAGGGACAACUCUACCAUUGACCACUGACUUGCUGCAGUCUCCCAAGAUUGUAACCUAUGGAGGGGAAACUGCUGCUAUCAGCUCUAUAAAGAAAACUCCACCAUCUACAGUAGGUAUUACAACUGCAUCCACGGUAUACUCAGCCACUGCUGUUCCUGUACAGACUCUGGAAAUCCAAGCAAGUAUACCAGUUGAGACAAGAGACCACACAAGCAGAGCUACCAAGAAAAGUGAGGAAGCUGGCUUGGAGACUUACACUGGCACUGAAAUCUAUAGGAUGCCUUCUACUAGAGCUUCCUCCCUGGGGCUUCAUGAAGGACAUGCUAUAAGUACUGCUGAGUCAAAAGUGAUAGGAAUCCCACAAGUCUCACAAGAACCUGAAAUUACCUGGCCAACAUAUAAAACUGCAGAAGGGAGACAGACCAAGGCCUUCCUGGAGAAAGGGAAGAGUGGAGUAUCUGUAUUACGGGAAAAGAUCACUGCAGUGACUUUAGGCUUGGGAUCAGAGACAACGGCACAAAAUGGUGGUGAUAUUAUAGCAACUAUCACUCCAGCUGCUAAACUUACUUCUCAGUCUGGUUACACACAAUUCAGUCCUUCUUUCAUGGAAGAACCCACCAUUAUCCAUGGAAAGAAAGUGGCAAUGAAUAUCUCAGUUGGUCCUACCAGAAAACUGGUCUUGGAGAUGAUGGGAAGCCCCAACCCAGGUGACAGAAGAACAACAGAAAUGGCACUUUCUGUUCCUGAGAGACAGAACAAUUUGGACAGUGAGAAGACCAAGACAACCCUUCAUUUGGAGAUAAGCUCCAAAGGAAUGUAUCUGACAGAUAUGGAGUCCACUGAAGGCAUUACUGCUACCACAGGAGUCUCACUGGUGGAUUCCCAAACUCUCAGCCCAAAUGAAGUUAGAAUUCAGUUGAAGUACCAUAGGCCACAUGGAAGCCAAGGUCCAAAUAGGGAAAAUGGCUACAAUGGGCUGUUUCCAAUCAAAGGGAGUCCUUUAGUGACAGGCAAUGGGGAGCUACUUGGUCCCUCUGCAGAAGCAUCAAUGCCAGCCUCAGCGACCCACACGGCAUUGAGACAGGAAGAAAUUAUCCAAACGAAGGCAGUAGUACCAGAGCAGAAAACCCGCUCUUCUGUAGACAACCCAACUGCUGACCACCAGCUUGAUUAGAAGUCUUUGCUAGAGAGAAAACAGCAAAGUAGUGAUGGCAGCAUUCCCGCAUGACAGUGGCCCUGAGGAUGAAUUGCCAGCCUGAAAUACUGGGCUCCUAAAUCCCAGGGACGUGGAGGGGAAAUAAAAAAGAAGCCUUCUGAAAGGAACAUGUGCUCCAUAAUAGAUUGAUGACCUCCUUAUUGGUACAAAUGAGCAAAAUAAACUUUAAGUAUUCCCUUUCA